AUGUCUGAGAAAAGAAUAAAGAGUCUGUACAAGAACAGAAAGAAGAACGCAGAGGAAGAUAACUUUUAAGGAACUAUGUGACGAUGUUCGUGUUUGUUCAAUGUUCGGUGUGAAUUGUGCAAAAGCAAUGCCUUAGACAAUUACGUUAAACGUAAAAAUUUCAGUGGAAAGUAUCUUUAAUAUACUUUGACUAUAACAAACGCUGGAUACCUCGUUAUGCCUCGUAAUUGUUAAACGUCGAAGAAGAAAAAGAUAGAAGAACAAGUGAAGAGAGCAGAGAGCUACUAUUUUGUCCAAAGAAACUCGACGAAAUUUGGCGAAAUUUGGAAUAGGUGGUGAUCAUUCAAACUGCCGAAUAUGGAGACCCGAAUCACGUGGGAAGAUGCACAUGGUUUUCAGGCUAUGAAUGAAAAUAUCUGGCAGAUUUUCUGCAGAAGCCUUUAGAGGAGACCGGCAGGUCUUCCAAGCCAUAAAGGGAGACCAGAGGGGCUGGACCACAUCUCUACAGAGAGGAGGCAAUCCGUCCGUGUAUUUUGUCGAGAGGCGGGGGAAGGGGGUGUCUCUAAGGGCGGCUGCGACCAGAAAUUUCGCAGAGAUGGAGUUUCUGCAGAAUCAUCACACGGUGAACACCUCCGAACCGCCGUACACCCUUGGCACAGGUUCGGUAGGAAGUAUCGAGGCCACCAUACCUUCCGGCCUGUGCACCGGGCCUCUGGGUGUCCUAUCCAGCGAAGACACCUUAACAGAUAAUCAAAACGAAGAGACACUGGGUGCUCUACAGGGUACCCUCCGUCUGCAGGAUCUGCAAAAUUCUCCGGAAGACAUUGCUGGCGAUCAAACGCAACAGAUCCAAAACUCUGGACAAAACCAAGUGGUCAGCGAGUUUGGGGCAAGUUUCUGGGUGGACGACAUGGCUGGCUUUCCAUUGCCGCCGCUGGACUUGGAUCCUUUACCUCCUGGUCUCUUCAGUCCAUGCUCGGGGACCUACAAUUGGGGUUGCACCAGAGGAGAAUGUGCGCCAAGAACGAGCAAUACGAACGGGGAAGGUGUCGCAGAUGUAUUACUAUCGUUAAAACAUGCUGUGGUCCAUCCCGGAAGUCCUACCGGUGGAUACUACUCCACAGGAGGUUCGAGCCAUCAUUAUUCCCAGGAUUAUACACAAAAUCUUGGCCCACCUGUCCCACCUACGCAUUACGCAUCCACGCCAGCCAUGUCUGUGAACGUUUCCAUGAAUAUGACCAUGAACAUGAACAUGCACUCUGGAUACGAGCAAAGCUAUUCGUCCGCGUGGGGCGUGGAACCCCUGUUAAGUCCCGCCCAGCAAUAUAAUCCUGUGGAGCAGCAGGCAAGGGUGAAUCAACCCCCGGCCAAUAGCCUGAUCGGCACCAGUACCCAUCCACAUUCUCAUCCCUCGACGCACGGCCAUUCCAGACUGCAAUUGUCCAGUGAGCAUGCUCUGUGUGUAGGCGCCACUGGGAACCCAGUCACACCCGACGACAAUGGAAGACCUAACCUUUGCAGAAUUUGCGGCAAGUCGUAUGCGCGACCCAGCACCCUCAAAACGCAUCUUAGAACGCACUCUGGAGAGAAACCGUUUAGAUGUCACGCGUGUUCAAAGGCAUUCAGUCAAGCUGCGAAUUUAACUGCCCACGCAAGAACUCAUUCUGGAGAAAAACCAUUUCGAUGUCCAGUGUGUGAUCGAAGAUUUUCACAAAGCAGUUCCGUAACUACACAUAUGAGAACGCAUUCAGGAGAACGUCCGUAUAGAUGUCGAUUCUGCAAAAAAGCAUUCUCGGAUAGUUCUACGUUAACCAAACAUCUUCGUAUUCACUCGGGCGAGAAACCAUACCAAUGUAAGCUGUGCUUGCUGAGGUUUAGUCAAAGCGGUAAUCUCAACAGGCAUAUGAGAGUCCAUGGCGGCUCUCUAACGUGA
Molecule: messenger RNA, 1933 nt
Organism: Frieseomelitta varia
Lineage: Eukaryota; Metazoa; Arthropoda; Insecta; Hymenoptera; Apidae
Product: protein glass-like
Exons: 7
Coding region: 407-1933 (508 amino acids)
Cellular component (GO): nucleus
Source: RefSeq, a predicted model, not a curated record